AUGGUCCUAGCACGUGAUAGAGAAUUACUGAGGGACACUAUUCGCACCCAAGGGACCACACUUACUGCUGCCGAUCGCGAAAAUAUCCUGAAGCCAUAUCUGCCGGAUCCAUCAGAUCUUGCACAAAGCCCCCGAAAAGCUCCCAUUCGAACAUUCUUGAAGUCUCAGCUGCAUCAACUUGCCUACACCUUCAUUCAUAUUGUCUAUGGGAUUAUCCUUCGUCUAAUUCAGAGCUACCAUGCCCUUGCGGAUCGGGUUCUUGCGGUCGUCUAUUAUCAUCACCGCACACCGGAACUGAUACGAAAAGACGUCAAGGGCCUAAGACGUUUGCCGGGACAUCUGACCGUUGUUUUAUCAUUGCGUAAGGAAGAUGAUGCGCUUGCGAUUCUGAUGGAUGAAGUCGCAGAACUGGCUGCUUGGAGUGUUAGCGCUGGUAUACCCAUGCUGAGUGUCUACGAGAAGAGCGGGGUCCUGAAAUCAUGCAUCCCGAUGCUGCAUCAGGUGGUUGCAAGCAAAUUCGCUUCAUAUUACGGUUCACUCCCUCAGCAGCCAACCUUGCGGCUUUUCGCUCCUCAUCAUUCUGUAUAUGAGCCAUCUCUUGAUCAUGAUACGGCCCGUAGAGUCAAUACUGACUCUCUUACCCUGCUUCUGCUAUCAGCUACCGAUGGGAGAGAAACUAUAGUUGAUCUGACUCAAACGCUAGCAGAGAUGUCACAGAAUGGUAAACUGUCACCAGGGGAUAUUACCAUGGAAUUGGUGGAUGCAGAGAUUAGCGAAAUUACAACGCAGCCAUUGCAGCCAGCCUCAUCGAGCAUUGGUGACAAACGAACGACUGUUGUUCAGCCCGCUAUUGCAGUGAAGCCAGAACCAGAUUUAUUAUUAGUGUUCGCGCCCUUUCUGAAACUGGAUGGAUAUCCUCCGUGGCAUAUUCGCCUGACUGAAAUGUUUUGCACCGGUGGUAAAAGUAGCGGCGUUACUAGUUAUGGUGAAGCUGUCGAAUAUCAGGGUUUUCUCAGAGGUUUAUGGCACUACGCCGGGGCUCAGAUGAGGUUUGGUCGCUAGAGGCAGCUUGCUGGCUUCUCAAUAUCUGCACCUGAUCCGAAGCUCGAAGCUCCAGGUGUAGCGUUAGGGAUGAGACGCUCACAUAAAUCAUGUACCUUGAUUGCUCGCUUUAUUCGGUCCACUUCAAUUUUGCUAUAUGGUUAAUAUCUCCUGGUGCUUUCCUAGAAGCAGAUAUGGUUUGGUAGUGUGUCGGACAGAAUAAGUUAUCUCCCUAUCGUGAGUCAAUUUCAGGGACCUUCUUAAGUCAGGUGACGCCCCUGAAUUUACUUCAAAGUGCGGAGUAUUCUACGGAGACAUCACC
Messenger RNA from Aspergillus novofumigatus IBT 16806, 1363 nucleotides. RefSeq names its product ditrans,polycis-polyprenyl diphosphate synthase. Bases 1 to 1062 code for a protein of 353 amino acids. Gene Ontology annotation, molecular function: ditrans,polycis-polyprenyl diphosphate synthase [(2E,6E)-farnesyl diphosphate specific] activity. The transcript is spliced from 3 exons. Gene Ontology annotation, cellular component: endoplasmic reticulum membrane; dehydrodolichyl diphosphate synthase complex. The record is from RefSeq and is a predicted model, not a curated record. NCBI's taxonomy places the organism in Eukaryota, Fungi, Ascomycota, Eurotiomycetes, Eurotiales, Aspergillaceae.